CAUCACUCCAUUCAAGCCAUUUGUCAUGCCACGCUGAGCUGACGACGAAGUCAUUCGAGCGCAUAUCCGAUCAUGGAAGGGGCGUCGCUCAUUCAGCCAGGGGUGGCAGCCCCAUCGCGAGAUCAACAGCCGCAGGGCAAGAGCAGUAGCGGCCUAGUCGACAUCUUUACUCCCGGAUUCGAGGCUGAAGGUAACAGCCUCGAGCACAUUCUGUCGCAUAGCAGCAGCGGUUUGGACUGGCCAGGAAGAAGAAGUCAUGAGUAUGACGUCGCGGAUGACCUUUUCGGAGAUAAUCUCUUCGACGACGAGGGCACGUUUGAGGAGACGACAUCCACCAACACCAACAGCCGCCGUACCUCGCCCAUGGAUGCAUUCUCACCGCAAUCCGCCUCGUCCUCAUUCCAUUCGCCGUUGCUCUCCAUCCCACCACGCGCUUCAAUAUCUUCGAGUUCAGGCCUCAUCCUCCCGGUAGGACGUGGACCUGCUUCCACUGGCGCAAGUACGACGCCUCCAACGGCGGAACAGCAGGCCGUGAGCGACCCUGAACUUGCCAGUCAGUUUCAUCAUCAUUCAUUCUAUGCUCCCUAUCGCCCCAGCGACGCAUCCGCAAAUGCGAAUGAGGUAAGAGCACGAUAUACUAGUGACUCCUCAAGCAAUGCCAAAGAGGUAAGCGGCAACUCGGGCGACAGCAACGCAGCCACAGCAACCGCGACCACCCCGAAGGAAGACAGCACCGGGCGAAAAAAGCGUAAGAGAAAGGUUGCCAGCUCCCAAAGUAAUGCAGCAUCGGGUCAAUUGGCUCAGACGGAGGAGGAGAUCGAGGACGAGGCCAAGCGCGUGAGGAAGGAGAGGCAAGCUGCUUGGGCAAGGGCGAAGAGAGCGGAAAAGAGGGAGCAAAGGGAGAAGGACAAGCUACAGCGUGAGGCAGCUGAGGCAGCUGCAGCCGCCGCCGCCAAGCCCCGAUGGAACGUCGAUGCAGCAGUCGUCGCGGAAGUGGCCUCGAAGAAUACGCUGGCUACCUUCUCGUGGCUGUCUCCGGGCCCCUCGCGAGCACAAUCGCAGGAAUCGCAGCCGACAAGCAGCCGUGGUAGCGCAACGACAGAUCCCAGCGCACCAGCAACGCCUAUUCGAGCUCGAAGCCAGGGUCAAGAUCGCGGGCGCCGUACAAGUCGAGCUUCGGGAGGUAGCCGCAGCAGAGAUAGAGGGGCAAGCGCCACAUCGGGGGCUAGCACCUCUCGAGCGUCACAGUCAGCAAUCGACCUUACCGAGGAUGACGAGUCGACUUUGAGUGCAGCGAGAUUUCUCCAAGCCGAGGAUAAUGCUAGUACCUCGCAGCAGCCGCUCGUUCCUAUCCUCACAGGUGGCGGAGCUGCCUCGGAGUGCCUACGACCGGCUGAUCCGCCGACGCAGCAGAAGGAGUCAUUGCAGCAAUUCGCGCCCCCUGUUCCCUCGCGGCCAUCUGCAACAUCACGAUGCGCAGCUACAGCAUCGUCAUCUGCCGCUAUCGAGUCGACGCCAGCUCAGCCACCAACAACGGCUGCCACGUCGAGCCUGCGCAACGAGACCGACAACACCACCUCAAGCAGCGAGGAUGACGAGGACGAAAGGAUAUUUCGUGCCGGAGCAAAUCCUCGGGCAGCUCAAAAGCAGUCCCGUGAUCGCAACAAUGCCCAGUCAUCAACCAACAUGGCCCCAGACAAGAAUGGAGAAGACGAGCGCGAGGUUGAGAUCAACAAUCUCUUCGACAUCGGAUUGCAGCCCUCCAGCGACGGCGAGCAUCACAAUAGUAGCGGCGCUGAAGUGGAGACCUUGAGGGCAGCAACCGCCGCGUUCUCAGAGAAAGAGGGCGAGCGAAGCAUAGAAUCGCCGCGACCUACUACUGCCUCCUCGGCGCCUGCACUACGUCGCGGUAAGACUUUGCCUGGCCUCACUGGCCAUUCAUUGGAUGAGUGGUCGUUAGACAGUCAAGGCGAUGAGACAACGGUGGCGUCACGAAGCCUGGCCGGUGUCGGAGUCUACGCUUCACAGCCGGCUACAUCACACGACCAUGGACAGUCAAGGACGGCCGGCCGACUGCAGGUCUCUGCAUCUCAGCCCAACCUAGGAGACGCCAAGGGCAAGGGCAAGCCUGGCCGCCCUCGCACACGCGCAGCACCGGACCCGGCUACACCCAAGCGUAAGCCAGGGCGACCUCGCAAGGAGCAAAGCAGCAGCCAAAUGUCUCUACGCGACGCUAUCGCAGCAUCAUCGUCACAGCCUGCAGGCGAGUACCGAGGCCCAGGCAAAGGCGCAGCAGCUGUCAAAGUACUUGCGACGAAGCAGCAGCGACAAGACGCAUCUAUUCCAGCGCCUGGCCAGCCUCUCGAGGACACCGUGGCAUCGGCAUCGGCUGUCCCGACCGCUCCCUUCUCUUCCACACCGGUCGACACGACCAGCGAGACUGCUGGUCCAGACGUAGCGCCGCCGAAGCGAAAGCGCGCUCGUCCGCUUGGUUCCAAGAAUCGCUCACCCGCAGAGCAAGCAGCGGCACGGGCAUCAGCCAUUCCUCAGCGAAGAACCGGACGUCCGCGCAAGGCGCAGCCUGACCCAGCAAUCCCAGAGUCAUCGGAGUUGCAGGGAGAAGUCGUCGUUUUGCAGAGAUCUCCUACAGGUAGAGAGCGUCGUCGAGCAUCGGUUUCGGCCGUCUACGUGGAUCGGGUCAGCUCAGAUGAGGAUGGAUUCAGUAUGCCCUUGAGAGCGGCGCCAACCCUCCUCGCAUCCAAAGACAGCCCCCCUCGUCCUCGUGCUCCUCCACGCAGAGCCUCGGAUUCUGCCAUUACGGCUCGUGUACGCGCCCCUCGCCGCACCAUUGUGUACACGUCAUCUUCGGAAUCCGAGCCGGAGGAAGGCGGAGAUUCACGAAGAGUGGCGUCAGCCUCUCCUAUACGACCUCUUAUCACCGCCUCGACGAACUGCAAGAGACUUCCGGACGUGACGAUCGACUCCUCAGAAGAAGAGGCAGCAGCAGCUGCUGCUGCAGCGUCGGGAGCCCUGGUGCCUUGGCUUGCUGACAGGGGCAGCAGGGGCAGCGAGGAAAGUGAGACGGAUGCCGUGCAGUCAAUGCCGAUGCGGAGAACGCCUGAUCAAGACGAGAGCAUAGGCUGCGCCGGAAGGUCACCGAGCAGGGCGCAGUCGAGCACUCCUGCGCUCGAAGCAGCCCCUUCUCCCAGCUCUGACGCGAUGCAACAGAUCAGCCCCGUCCACCAAGAGAACGCGUCAGAACUAGUACCACACGAGAACCUACUUUCUAACUGGCUGUCGCCUGCGCAAACCCCUGCAACAACGCCACGAUGUGGAUCAACACCUUGCAGAGCUGUGACGCCCACGCAAUUAAACGGGGACGAUGCCGUGUCGCUUGCUGUACCUUUCGAAGCUGCCCCACCUCCUUUGCUCGUCAACGAUGAUUUGCCUCUCCUCCCCGACGAUGCCUUGGACGCUCGGCCACAAAUAUCAGCUGUCACCGACUUUUCACCCUCGGAGGCCACGCAGGAGACUUCAGCCGUCAAGAGCAUAAUCCGACGUCCUGUCACUGACAGGGGCAGCCAAGCCGGAGAAGAGAAGGGCAGGACGCGAGUCAAGGCGGGCAAUGAGAAUGCUCCGCAGGGAAAGAAGAAGCAAGCGGUCAAGUCUGCUACCAAAAGGCUCGCCAAUGGGGGACCUGGAAAGGGCCAUCGACUGGUCCCGGGACAGUUGACGCUAGCCAAUGCCCCGCGCGCCAUCGUCGAGCGUAUCGUUCGCUUCGGUCACUUGGACUACCUGGUCGUGCCUACUAGGGAGGACCUCGUGUCGGCGCAAGCUGCGGGGAGAGGGCUGGUUCGGGGACGCAGCCUAGCAAAGAAGUCGACUGGAGCCGCAACCUCCCAUGAGGCGCCGAUGAAGACCUCGGAUUCACUGGUCUUACCGGAAAUGUCAGCAUCCAUCUCGUCAUCCGCUAUCCAGGGCUCCUCACCCUCGCCGCCAAUACCUGAAGACCAGCUGCCUCCCCACGGGUCGGCACUGCUUUCGCCUUGCUUCGACCCCUGUUCGCAUCGUACCCCAUCCGACUUGAAGGCGGUCUCGCCAGGCCUGCCACCACCGCAGCCAGCCGAAGCAGAGGGACAACAGAGCCAUGGUCAGCCUACACUGCCUCAGCCCGAGCCCACGUGCCCCGGCCUGACUUCCAGGCCCAUCGGACCAGUUCCUCAGGCGCUCGCCAUCUACCAAACCGCUGGCCGCUCACUCGUCAAAGUCUGCCGACCCGAGCCGCUGCAUGACCGUCUCGCACCGCUGACCCUACCAAAUGCUGUCAGGACACGAAGUCAAGCAGAGGCCCUUCGAGUCUUGCUUGUUCCAGAAGCCUAUGUCCUGUACCGACGCGCAGGGCGAGACCUGGCAAGGCUCCGCAAACCAAGUGUAGGACGACGCAUUGUUCCCCUGCCAUCCCUCGUCACACACCGUCUACGCAAGUCAGAUGUCAGGAAGGAUGCAAGGAAGCCUUCUCGAAGUCGGUUUGCAGCGCGGCGAAGAAAGCAAAAGCAGUCAGGCCCUUCUGCUGCCGCCAUGGCGUCGGUGUCAUCGCCGUCUGCACCCGCCACUAAGCCUUUGCCCACGCAAUGGAAGCCGCGCCAGCUCUGGGUCUCCAUGCCGGACGGGCAGCUUCAGCCGCAGCACGCAGCUCAGCAAGAGCAACGAGAUGCCGAUCCCUCGACUCAGCAGCCGGGCCCCUCUGGCUCGAGCGGCUCCAACGGCGGCAAUGAAGCGCCGUCAGGCAGCCAAGCUGCUUCUGCACCCAUCAAUGCAGGCAGUAGCAGCGGCAACGGCAGCGCCGUCCCUUCAGGCCCCGGCGGUGGAUCAGGCAACGGCGACGAAGAUCCAGACGAUGGCCGUCGCCCUCCUCGCGGCCGUGGCGCUCCUCCGGCAGCAAGCGGCUCCGCCUAUUCUGGAAAGAAGAGGGGUCGCAAGCCGAAGAGCAGCACCACGAAUGCUGCCACCCCCUCAUCCUCUUCGUCCACUGCUCCCACGUCAUACACCGCACCUCUGCGCGCCUCCCUCUAUCGGAUGCGCGCUCGAAUCGAAGCAGAGCUCAGCCGUAAGCAGCUCCUCCUCGAGUCUCGUGUACGACCUGAGCAUGCGCGAUUGGAGGCUUCACGCGCUGACGUGGAUGCUGAUGUGCUGGAGAUAGAGAGGAGGAGAAGAGAUGAGGUGUUGAGGGAGAGGGGAUUCGAGACGAGUGGAGGGGGGUCAGGGAGCAGCGGACAGGGCGACACUGCUGCAGGAAGCAGUAGCACGUCAGCCAGGCGAUGAGAAAGACCAGCCUCUUCGUCGGAGAAAGAGACGGGAUGACGGUGACAAACAAAGAAGCAUGACCGCGACGAGACCGCCUGGUCUUUUCAUCUGUACAUUCAUAUCCAAUUCAUCACAAGUAGAGACCAUGAGG
Messenger RNA from Jaminaea rosea, 5455 nucleotides. RefSeq lists its product as hypothetical. The record is from RefSeq and is a predicted model, not a curated record. Gene Ontology annotation, molecular function: DNA binding. Lineage: Eukaryota; Fungi; Basidiomycota; Exobasidiomycetes; Microstromatales. Bases 73 to 5322 code for a protein of 1749 amino acids. The transcript has a single exon.